Messenger RNA from Rana temporaria (common frog), 1173 nucleotides. Its product is annotated as T-cell differentiation antigen CD6-like. The coding region runs from base 1 to 1173 and encodes 390 amino acids. Lineage: Eukaryota; Metazoa; Chordata; Amphibia; Anura; Ranidae. The transcript has 9 exons. Gene Ontology annotation, cellular component: membrane. The record is from RefSeq and is a predicted model, not a curated record.
AUGCGGGUGACUCUGCAUUGCUCUGUUUAUUCUCAUGCAGGACAUCGUGAAGUUCGCCUCUCUGGAGGUCCCAACAACUGUUCGGGUCGUCUGGAAGUUUAUAUGGACGGAGUUUGGGCGACGGUGUGUGACGGGUCCUGGUUCGAUGACGAUUCCGCCAAAGUGUGUAAAGCUCUUGGCUGCGGAUCGUUUGUGAAAAACGCCAAAUAUGAACACACACUGAGUACGAGCGUGACCUUUCUGUGUUCUCAUUCCUACUCGUUAUGGGAAUGCAAGAUCUUAACCAAGAACCCCAACACCUGCCGCCAAGCCAAGGCCGUGGGCAUCGUCUGCAAUAGGUCAGGUGACUUCUAUGAUGAGAUGACCACAGUGACGUCAUCCAGCACACAUUCCGACCCGACUUCUCUCCAGACAGGGUCACCUCCUGUCCGCAGUGAUUCCACUCAUUCCUACUUCGUUAUCGUCUGUUCUCUCCUCCUCGUCCUUCUCCUCAUGUCUGUCCUUUUCUUCACAACCAUCAUCUGGAGACUCCGAUUAAAGAAGAAAUCCACACAGCAGAAUCCAUCGCUGAUCAGACACAAUGAAUACAGGGAUUUCAGAGCCUCUACGCUGAGACCAACCCAGCCCCCAGAUGAUUCUCUACAGAUCCCAAUACUUUAUACCGGUCAUAUCCCGCCAAGCCCACGUACCCGCAGCAUGGAGCCAGUACCAGCCACCAUCCCACGUGUGCCCCCCACAGCAGCCAUGGACGACGAGGAAGAUUACGGGUUCAGCAGCGCCCCACCAAAGCCACUCGCCACCUUUCAGGACUCUUUUCGGGAAGACGUGUUCUCAGCUCCUUCUCCUCCUCCGAUGACUGAAUACCCCAACCCAGAGGUGGAAUACCCCAACCCAGAGGUGGAAUACCCCAACCCAGAGGUGGAAUACCCCAACCCUGAGAUGGAAUACCCCAACCUUGAGAUGGAAUACCCCAACCCUGAGAUGGCAUCAGCUGGAUCUCGGGGUUCUUCUAGUACCUCCUCCGGGGAGCACAACUGGUAUGAGAAUUACAGAUACCCAGGUGAAGGUGCCCAGGAUUUGAUGCCUCCUCCGCAGAGUUAUGACGGAUCUUCUGAAUACGAUGACGUCAACUCCCUCGCUUCCGGUAAAAACGGGAUGAGAAUGAGCAAAUAG